UGUGUUCACUGGAGUGUGUGUGUGUAGUGCUGCAGUAACGAGUGGAGAGGGGGAAUGACUGCAGUUUCUCGGGCUGAUGGAAGAGCACGAGCAGGAGACAUCCGCACGCCGCUGAAACGUUAACCCCUAAGUGCCUCGCUGGUGUAUGGCCCAGACGCUUAUUGAGGAUUAGGACCGAGGAGAUCACUGCAGUCAGGGUUUCUGUUUGUGUAGCCAUCAAGCAUGAAGUGGAAUUUGCUCAAGAAGAAACCUGCAGCCAUGGUGGGCCCCGAGCCCACCGGUGCCAGCGUCCUGACGAUGGCCCCUGUUGUUUCUACACCUGCAGACAACUCCACCGAGCAGCAGGGCCCAGUCAGCAAGAAUGAUGUCUUUGGUGACAUCAAAAACAAGUUUCUCAAUGAAAUGGACAAGCUUCCACUGCCUCCCUGGGCCAUCAUCGCCAUCGCGAUCGUAGCUGUGAUCCUCAUUCUCACAUGCUGUUUCUGCAUUGUUAAAAAGACCUGCCUUAAGAAGAAAAAAGAAAAGGGAAAGAAAGGAAAGGGAGACGUGGGAAUGAAGAACAUGAAGGGAGGAGAGAAACAGGAAGAGGAUGAUGAUGAAGAAGAUAUAGACAUGGGAAUAACUGAAGAAAAAGAGGAGGAACCUAAAGAGAAGGAGAAGCUCGGCAAACUACAGUUCUCCCUAGACUAUGACUUCUCUGAUGCCAAGCUGACAGUGGGCAUCCUGCAAGCUGCAGAUCUUCUCUCCAUGGACAGUGGUGGCACCUCAGACCCGUACGUCAAAGUUUUCAUUCUCCCAGACAAGAAGAAGAAGUAUGACACCAAGGUGCACAAGAAAACCCUUAACCCUGUCUUCAAUGAGACUUUCCACUUUAAGAUUCCGUUCAAUGAAAUGGGAGGAAAGACUCUGGUCAUGUCUGUGUAUGACUUCGACCGUUUCUCGAAGCACGAUGUAAUCGGUGAGGUGAAGAUUCCCAUGAACACCCUGGACCUGGCACAACCCAUCGAGCAGUGGAGAGACCUGGACAGCGCAGAGAAAGAAGAGCCUGAAAAGCUGGGAGAUAUCUGCAUCUCUCUGCGCUAUGUACCUACAGCUGGAAAACUCACCAUCUGUAUCCUUGAGGCAAAGAACUUGAAAAAGAUGGAUGUUGGUGGACUCUCAGAUCCCUACGUGAAGAUUCAUCUUUUGCAAAACGGGAAGCGACUGAAGAAGAAGAAGACGACAGUGAAGAAGAACACACUGAACCCGUACUACAAUGAGUCCUUCAGCUUUGAGAUCCCACAGGACCAGAUGCAGAAAAUACAAGCUGUGAUCACGGUGCUCGACUACGAUAAGAUCGGUAAGAACGACGCCAUCGGGAAGAUCUGGGUGGGAAGCAAAGCGCAGGGCACUGAGCUUCGGCACUGGUCCGACAUGCUGGCAAACCCACGCAGGCCCAUCGCUCAGUGGCAUCCUCUCAAACCUGAGGAGGAGGUGGAUGCCACGUUAGCAGCCCUCACUGCCAAGAAGUAAUUCUGUUCUUCUUCCUUCCCUCUCUCCUUUACCUCCUCCCUUCCUUCCUUCCACUUUUCAACAUGCACUACAUGUCAUCUUACCCAGUCAGCACUGAAUUACAACCAUGGCCCACCAGCCUAAAGGUAUUAAAGAAGACGAUUCGGCCUCAUCAUCAGCUAAAACGAGAUAUUGGAUCAGGGUGUAAUGAGCAAGACUGUUUCUACUUUCUACAGAUGUUUUUGAGGACAGGCCGAGCUCAUAGGUCCGUAUAUCCUUGAGGUUUAUUCACAGAAGUGAUGUAAGCUCACAUUCACACCCAUAUAUCCAACAGAUCAACAGCAUUCCAAAGUUUUCCAUCGGGGACCAGGGAUAGAAAACACUGCCUCUUCCACUGCCUAAUUUAACACAUUCCUUCUAGAUUCUCUGGUCAUCUAGAUGAAAUCAGUUCUGUUACAUUUGUUGAGUCUGAAAGGACAGUUGAAGAAUGGUUUAUCAUUAUGAAUAAGUAUAAAAAAAUAAAAUAAAAAAAAACUAGAGGAAAUGGGAACUGGGGAGAUAAUUGGACUAGAUGCUCCUGACCCAACCAGAAGGUAUCUUUCAGGUGUCGAUUACACUGCCUGCAAAACAACCUCUUCUUCCAUUCUUCGGUUCCAGCUGUCAGCUGGCUUCUUCCACUGCCCAACAUCCUACCAAACCCUGACAAAAAGGAGACAAGCCUUGAAACAUCACGAAAUAAGCAAUUCUUAGCUGCCAGGGACGUCUUCCUGUUAGCAUUGGUAUAUUUGUUUCUUUGUGUUGAUUUCUUGUAAAUGUCUUCUGCCUCAGCACUUUAAAUGAAGGUGUGUUUUUGUUCCAGUCAAUGCUUCGUUCUAGUCAAACUGCUUUUAUUUUUUCCUGCAUUCUGGAGUUUUUGUGUGUUUUUGAUGUUCUGAACCCGCUCAUUUCAGGAAUAGUUCACAAAAAAUGCAAAUUAAUUCAUCAUCGUCUUUCUUACGGCAGUGGAACACUAAAGGAGAUGUUUUAAAGCAUGUUCACGCUGCUCUCUUCAUACAAUGGAAGUCAAUGGGGACCAUCCAGCUUAAAAAAAUAUGACUCAUCCAUUCAAAUACCAAGUCUUCUGAAGUCAUUCGCUGCAUCUGAAAUCAAAUACUUCUCUACUGUAUAGUACGUGAAAAACAGUAUGCAAACAGAGUAGCAUGUCCGAAUUCAUAAUAUUCGAAAAAAAAACAGUAGGCGAAAAGUACCCGGAUGACUUACUACUUCUGGUGAGAUUCUGAAGUGUGCAUACGAUGGACACUUUACUAUCCCAUGAGUAUACAGAUGAAGGGACGUAACUGACACUGGUAGAUCAUGUGACAGUAACAACAAGGCUGUUGUAGUACGUCCGGAUUUUACUCAUACUAAAAGCAUAUAGAACAUACUUUUUCUACGGUCGUGAAGGAAAUUUGAAUUCAAAUGUAGUACCUACUCAACAUUACGCGAUUUCGAACACAGCUAUAGAAGAAAGGUUCUAGAACCUCAAAGGUCAGGUGAUUCAUUUAUAGAAGCUGUUAGGGGUUCCCAUCAUGUGAUCGAUUUAUGGAUUUAACUUCAUUAAUUUUGUUUUAAUUCACUUUUAAUAUUAAUUAAAUUUGUAAACAUACUUUAUCAGUAGAAAAUAUUGAAAUAACCCAUUAAGCAAGAAAGGAUCAUGCACUUACUUAAGACAUUUCUCAUUUUAUAUAAUCUUUUUGGCAUAUAGGGUUCUUCAAAACAUAGUCAAGAACCCUAGGGUUGUCACAUGUAGAUGAACAUGCACAAAUCAAAGAUUAAUAGAGAGUCUUUUAAUAAGCAAUGGACACACAGGAGUAUCAGAAUCACAACUACACAUUAACAGGGCUUAAAUACACAGAGGAAUCAAAGAUAAAAUGGAACAGGUGUGGGUACUAAUUAACAAAUAAGGAAACUAACUAGGGAACUGAGGAAAAAGGGAACAGAGCAGACAGAGUGAAAAUGAAAUUAAAACAGGACAUAACAGAGCAUAACCGUUACAAGGUUUCUGUACAGAACCCCAGUGAAUCCAGUAAAUCUCACAUACUGAUAUUCAAGUCGUUAUUCAAAAAAUUCUAUAAAAAUCUUGCUUGGCACAUUUGGUCGCCAUUCACUUUCAUUUUGUGGAAAAGAGCAGCUUGAACAUUCUUCAAAAUUUCUCUCUUUGUCUUCUACGGAAGAAAGUAAGUCAUAAAGUGAGUGAACUAUUCCUUUUCAGAACUUCCAUCACUUUUUGUUUUCAUGUUAUUCUCAAAUGUUUAAACCAGAAGUUCGUAUGGUUUCACGAGAAGAGUUGAUAGAGGGUACUGUUAUGUGUGUAUUUACUGCACAUCUUACCAAACCGCUGAACUUAUUUGCACUACUGGAAUUGCAUUCUGUACAUGUUGCUCUAUCAAUCUCAAUAUGUGCUUAUGUGAUGGCGCAUUCUUGAUUCGAGCUGUCAGAGUUUGCAUUUGUUUAAAAAGCGAAAUUGUAUCAACUGAAAGCUGCUUUAGGGCUUACAGUAUGAGUCAUUGUGUGAGGAUGUGAAUCUCAGAAUAUCAUUUGCUUAAGACCGACACAGAAGUAAAUCUUUGUGUAUUUUAUCCUCAUAUUGCCUGGAGAAACUCUUUUGGCAAUGAUGAUACCUUGUGAUAUUGGUUCAGUUGUUAAGUAUUAUGGAAAUUAAGCAAAUUCGCAAACCUGAUUUGGAUCAAGACGUUUUUUUGGAGCAUGAUUUAUUGAGUAUAGACUUAAUCAGGCCAAAAGCUACACGUAAAGACCCACAAGUGGAUUUGAGUGAGACUUUGUUGUGUACAUGCUGUGACCCAUUAAAAACGCGCUCUCAUAAGGAAACGUCACUUUACCGGCUUUUAUCCUGCACCAGGCAACAUAGAAACAUCACUUUACUGCCACAAUCAGAUUGGAUGAGUGUAGUAAUUUUUAUCCAAUUACAUUUAGGGUUAAAAUGAAGUCUGUGAUCAUGAAAUUCAAAAGCCCUAUGAUUUUGUCUUCCUGUGAGAACACAAAGGAUUUUAUUGCAGAAUGUCAGAGACUUUUUUUAAAUAAUGAAAGAGGACAGAUUUGUCAGAAAAAAUGAUAAAAGCACAAAAGAACUCAAUUCUGCUCAUGUUCUAUAUUCCAAGAAAUCUCGUAAUAGUUAUGUGCGAGGAAGAGAAAUGUUCACAGUUAUCCAAAAAGUGAAAAUUCUGUCAUCAUUUACUCACCCUCAUGUCUUUCCAAACCUAAAACAUAAAAGAAGAUAUUUUAAGGACAGUUUUUGUCCAUUCAAUGAAAGUCAGUGGGGUCCAAAAUAAGAUCGGACACCAUUGACUUUCAUUGUAUGGACAUUUUUCAAAGUAUCUUCUAUUCUGUUCCACAAAAGAAAGUCAUACAAGUAAAUGAUUACAAAAUUUGCAUUUUGGAUGAGCAUUCCCCUUUAAGUCUUUAAAGGGUUAGUUCACCCAAAAAUUCUUUAAUUAAUUACUCACCCUCAUGUCGUCCCACACCCUUAAGACCUUCAUUCAUCUUUGGAACACAAAUUAAGAUAUU
Megalobrama amblycephala (Wuchang bream) is the source of this 5055-nucleotide messenger RNA. It is a transcript of the gene syt2a, whose product is annotated as synaptotagmin IIa. Gene Ontology annotation, biological process: calcium ion-regulated exocytosis of neurotransmitter; cellular response to calcium ion; regulation of calcium ion-dependent exocytosis. Gene Ontology annotation, cellular component: synaptic vesicle membrane; axon; dense core granule. NCBI's taxonomy places the organism in Eukaryota, Metazoa, Chordata, Actinopteri, Cypriniformes, Xenocyprididae. The record is from RefSeq and is a predicted model, not a curated record. Gene Ontology annotation, molecular function: phosphatidylserine binding; syntaxin binding; calcium ion binding.